AUGGAUUUACCAGAAUUCCCGCCGAGGAUGUUUACAUUAGGAGAAGAGCCUGAUGCAAUCAGGAGCAUUUCGUAUCAUUCUGAUGACACGAAGUUGUUUAAAGCUCUAUGUGAUUGUCUCACAGCUGACGAAUAUGAGGAUCUGAAGGCGUCGAAGUUAGGAGUGUUCAUCAAAUUCAAGGAGCUUGACUUUGGUUGGACUUCAAGGCUGGUACAUUUUAUGCUCUCUUUCCAGCUAGACAUCAAGAAGAAGUUUGAGCUCUGGAGUCUUGUCGUUUCACAACCUGUGAGGUUUUCACUGAUAGAGUUUGAAUACAUGACUAAAGAGACUCCAGAGCUCAAACUUCUUCUUGAUUGUCUCACAGCUGACGAAUAUGAGGAUCUGAAGGCGUCGAAGUUAGGAGUGUUCAUCAAAUUCAAGGAGCUUGACUUUGGUUGGACUUCAAGGCUGGUACAUUUUAUGCUCUCUUUCCAGCUAGACAUCAAGAAGAAGUUUGAGCUCUGGAGUCUUGUCGUUUCACAACCUGUGAGGUUUUCACUGAUAGAGUUUGAAUACCUCACUGGGCUGAACUGCGAUUACAUCAAGGACCUGGAAAAUCCAAGGUGUGAGGUUACGACGGAGAUGGCUGCUUUCUGGGAGAAGAUGGGUGUUGAUAUCGAUACUGGGCCAAGUAUUGAUCAGAUAACAGAAGCAUUUUACAACUGCGACGAGUGGUCUCGGGAUGAUCGCAUGCGGCUGGGAUACCUUGCCAUCUACGCAGGGUACAUCGAAGGGAAAAAGUUCUCAUCCGCUACAUCAGCUAGUCUUGCAAGGCUAGUGCUGAUGGAUUCUCUGAAGGCAAAAGACUUGACGCAAACUGGUUACACUGUUGAUGGGUUCAUACAAGUGCUCCAAGUGUGGGCGUACUAUGCUCUGCCAGAAAUGGGUGCUAAUUAUGGGUCUCCCGUACCAAACAGACCGUCUCCACUGUUGCUGGCUUACAAGGGUGGCAAAAGACAACGCAAAUUUUUUAAGGCUGCUAUCAAUAAACAGACUAUCGUGAAGAACUUCGUUCAGAAGGAUUUUGAUGAAAUGUUUCCAAAAUGGGACGGAGACGUAGAUGACCCUGCCGCGGAUAACAUAAUUAAAGUCAUGUUUAAUGAUCCUGGAUGGGAGUGGACCAUGGAAUGCUGGCCAGUCACCGGUACUCGCAAGGUUGUGAAGAUGGAAGUGAUUCCAGUGAAGAAUGAAGUGAGUCCCGUGAAGUCAGAGAGUGUUGUGAAGGAAGAAAGUAGCAGACCUCGGAAGAAAGCUCGUAAAGGGUCUUCUGUUUCUGCUGAGAAACCUGCGGCGGGUAGUGAAGGUCAGCAGAUUGAAAAGACCUUGAAGGACAUAUCUGAUGCCAUUAAUCUUGGCUUUGGGACGUGUCUUAAGGAGCUCAAGUUACUGGCGGAUAGGAUUGAAGCUGUGGAGAAGAAGGUGGGAAUCACCAACAGAGGGGGUUCAUCUGAUGAUCGUCAACUUACAACCACUUCAAAUCCACCAAAACCUGUUGACGAACCCGGGAGUGAAAGUGUGAAUGGGGCGAAAGCAGGACAGAAGGAAGCCAAAGAACCGAGUCUUACUACAGAACCGAGUUCCUCGAGAGAGCUCUGUCUUGUGAGUCCUGCAGACGACUUACCGAGUGAAGAUCCUAGCCUUCUUAUAUUGGACAAACAAGUUUCGACCGCUUCAGAUUUACUCGUUGAAGAAGCUAGAAGGCAGACAAAAAAGGAGACUGCUUUGGUGAAUCUCCGUAAAAAAAGUGUGCGAGAAAGGAAGCUUGCUCCCACACAACAAACUCCUUUUAAGGGAAACAGCACUACCAAACAGAUCAUUCCAAACAAACAGGUUGGCGGAGGCUAUGAUCCUUUUGCACCCAUUGACAAGAUGAAGUCGAAGGAGCUCACUGCAUGGGUGCAAAAAGAUCCGUAA
Brassica napus (rape) is the source of this 1953-nucleotide messenger RNA. RefSeq lists its product as uncharacterized. The record is from RefSeq and is a predicted model, not a curated record. The transcript is spliced from 5 exons. Bases 1 to 1953 code for a protein of 650 amino acids. Lineage: Eukaryota; Viridiplantae; Streptophyta; Magnoliopsida; Brassicales; Brassicaceae.